Messenger RNA from Humulus lupulus (European hop), 2239 nucleotides. RefSeq names its product dof zinc finger protein DOF1.4. The transcript has 2 exons. The record is from RefSeq and is a predicted model, not a curated record. Gene Ontology annotation, molecular function: DNA binding; DNA-binding transcription factor activity. The coding region runs from base 255 to 1484 and encodes 409 amino acids. NCBI's taxonomy places the organism in Eukaryota, Viridiplantae, Streptophyta, Magnoliopsida, Rosales, Cannabaceae. Gene Ontology annotation, biological process: regulation of DNA-templated transcription.
UUUUUUUAUUUAACUCAAAUUCGAUUUUGGACCAGAACCCAUCACGUGAAAUAUGUUUAGAUUUAGAAAACUAAUUAUAAAUAUAUAUUUUAUUUAUUUAUUUUUAGAGUAGUCUCUCUAAUAAUAUUAUUAUAUCACAUGGUCUUAAUAUUUCAACCCCGUCAAGAAAGAAAGACUCAGUAGACUCACGUCGCCACCUGCUCUUUGUCUGUUUACUCUUUGUUUCAACGAUUCCUCUGUGAGAAGAAAAAAAAAUGCUAAUGGGCAACUGUGAUAAUGAGAAGAUGGUACUCAUCUCUUCAUCAACUACUAACGAAUGGCCACAGAAUCAUAUAGAUGAUCAGAAUAAGGCUUUGUUGAACAUGGCUUCAUCAGAUCAUCAUGGUAGACCAACAAUGGAGAAACAAAGCCAAGAACAACUCCAACAGCAACAACAGCAACAACAGCAACAAGGUUUAGCGCUUAAGUGUCCGCGUUGUGAUUCUUCAAACACAAAGUUUUGCUACUACAACAACUACAGUUUAUCUCAGCCCAGGCACUUUUGCAAAGCUUGUAAACGUUACUGGACAAGAGGCGGAACCCUAAGAAACGUACCGGUCGGCGGUGGCUGCCGUAAGAACAAACGCGUUAAAAGGCCAUCUUCAGGCACGGCCAACUCCGAUGGAUCUGGAGCUAAUUCUUCUUCUUCUUCAGCUAACAAUAAUUCACACCCCGGUUCAUUAUUAGGUCAACCCCACCAGAUCGAUUUGUCCUCGACUUCACACAUGAUCAGCCCUCUGUUUUAUGGGUUACCCGGUAACCCUAGUUCUGAUAUGAGCCACGUGCUUCCGUUUUCCAGGUUCAUGAACAGUACUACUUCUGGGUACGAUCUACAUGAUCAGCCUCAGUUGAUCAAUGCUCUUGGGUUAGGUUUUUCAUCAUCAUCACCAGCAGCAGCAGCUGGGAAUAUUAAUGAUAGUGAUCAUCAUUAUCAAAAUGGCUUCAGUAGUACUACUACUCCCAAGUAUAUCCAAGAUAUUGUCUCCUCGAACUCGCUUUUCUCAACUUAUAAUUCUCUUUUUAGUGCUAGUACUCCAUUAUCUUCGGCUACCGGGGCUUCUCCAACGAUUGCUUCUUUGUUUGCUUCUAAAUUCGCAAAUGGUGGUCUCAAAGACUCUAGAGGGCCCAUGAACCACUUUCAUCAGCCAUUAACAGUGCCUUUUGAAGACCUUCACAUAGGCAACGCAGCCGCCGCCAACGGUGGUGGUGGUGAAGACUUGAAUUUGAGUACCAAACAAGCUGUGAAGUUGGAAGAUCACGGUCAGCGAAGGUUUGAUUGGAGUAGUAGUGCUGCUGCUGCUGCUGAUUGUCAGAAUCAGACGGAGCAAAUUGGCUUAUCACCAUCAGAUCCUUCUCUUUACUGGAAUCCAACGGUGGCAGUUGGCACUAACUGGCACGAUCCAACGAACAGUAGUAUCGGGUCUUCAGUUCCUUCUCUGAUCUAGCCAAAGCCUUACUAUAUAUAUCCCUCUUUCUUUAAAGUCAUGAUGAUCUUUUUGGGUAUUAUACUCUUAGUCUUUAGGUUAUCUUUUUUCUUGUUUGUAGCCAAGUUUCUUAUGGGGGGUUCAUACUGGUCGGUGUGGUUUCAUUAAAGAACACAAUUUUAUAUAGAUAAGCAAAACAGAUGGGAGAUGAGCUGGGAUCGGAGCGAUCAUGUCAGCAGCAAAGAUUGAUCAUCAGCCUCUUGUUUUAUUAUUCAUCAAGGUUGAAAGAAUCCUUAAUUUGCGCUGAGAGGAACCUCGGAUCCUUAUAUCUGUCUCAUCGUCAUCGUCAUCCUCAUCCUCACAAUCAACCUACAAAGAGAGUUUGAAGGUUUUUCCUUGAACAAUCCUUAUAAUUUGAUUAUUACUAAGUUGUGUUUUAGUUAUUAUUACAUAUAUGUUGUAUGUAUAUAUAUGCAUGACAUCGUUUUAAUUCCUUCUAAUGUAUUUGUUAGUGAUUAGGUUUCAAUUGGGCUUGGGGGUAUAUGUUGUAGUCCUCAUUAAAUCAUCUCAUGAUGAGGAACUAAUAAUUUUUUCAUUUUUUUUUCACUUUUUUUUAUGUUGGGGGAUUGGGUAUAAUGGUAUAAAAGAGAGGGGGAUUCGUUAUCUCAAAUUUGCUACUUUUAGUUUCAUGUUGUUGGUUUUAGUAUAGUAGUAUAUAAGUCUGUUUUUUUCUUUCGGUGUUAUAAUAUUAAUUGGUGAAAUUUUUCAAAGUUUAA